CUCCUACUUCCUUAUAGGUUUUCUGAUGUCACUCUGCGAUCAGCAGUCGGUAAGUUGAGCUGUUUUCUUGACAGUUGUAGUUUGGUUUCUUUUUGUACAACUUGUUUUUGCUUUGCAUUGAAUUUUAAGGUCAUUAUUAUACCUAACAACGACAAUAUUUCAAAAAUACAUAACUAUGCUUUAUAAGAUAUAUUUCAGAACAGACUUUUAAAUGUUAAUGACAGUCAAUUACAAUACUUAAAUUAUAUAUUGGAAAAUUGCAGACAACUUGACUAGCUGUUAUUCCAUUUAUUUUUCAACUAUUUAAUUAUGCUAUAGGCAACAUUGCAGGGUCAUUAUUACAUUAAUUGUGACUGUGAUCGUGCAAAUUAGACCUCUGACCUCAGUGAAGGUCAGAAGCAGGCCAGUGAGUCCCUCAAGACUCAGGUGAUCAGCAGAAAUCCCAGAGGACAGAUCUCAGCCACCACACCACAAAGCUGUCCAGAAGGGGGCAGAGAAAGACCCCGGCAACCAGGAGGGCCGGCUCUCAGGGGACCAAGAUCAGUAGGCGCUGCCCAGAUACCCAGAGCAGGCAGAGCAGAGGGCCUGGGGCCCCAAGAGCCCAAGAGCCAAACCCACCCACUCAGACAGAGGGUCCUGACCAUACCCAGGAGAACUGGACCCCACAUACCGCCACCCAGGAUGGGCAAGUGGUACAGCCGUGCCUCCCAGGAGCCAGGACAAACACAUCUGGAGGAGGUGAAAACAGAAGGGGUGAAGAGAAGGCUCAUCAGUCACAGAUAUGCAGGGAUUCAGCCACUCAGACCCCGUCACCCACUGAUCAACCAGGGAGCCACAUGUUAUCUGAGCAGCAUCCUGCAGGUUCUCUUCAUGACCCCUGAGUUCCACCACAAGUUGAAUCCAUCAAACACCUUAGAUCAGCAGCUAGAACUCACCUUCAAUAACCUGAAAGAAGGAUCGUGUGGAACAGAAAACAUCACAGACAGUCUGGGCAUAAAAAACGUUUAUCAACAGCGAGACGCUGCUGAAUGUCUGGAGAGGAUUUUGAAUAAAGUCAGUCCUGAGGCCUCGCAGGUUUUCAAAGGCCAGCUGAAAGACACUACAAGAUGCUCCAACGGUCACAUGAUCAUCGAAGAGACCAGUCCUUUCUUCACCCUGCCACUGUCGCUCCAAGGCGGACACGAAGCACCCUGCAGCCUGAAGACCAGUUUCAGUGAGUUUUUCCUCAGGACAGAACACACUGGAGACGACAUGGUGUACUGCACAGAAUGCAGCCAGAAGACAGAGGGGAGCAGUGGAUACGAGAUGGUGGACUCUCCUCAAAUCAUGACUCUUCUCCUCAAGAGGUUUUACUUUGACUUCAACACCAUGUCAGACAUGAAGUCAAACUGCUGUGUGGAAGUGCCAUUUAAAAUCCAGAUGAUGAAUAAGAGCUACACCCUGUACGGGAUGGUGAAUCACAUGGGCAGUCUCGGAGGUGGACACUACACCGCCACCGUCCGGAGCAGGGAGGACAACACCUGGUACCACUGUGACGACACUCAGGUGGAGCAACAGGAGUUUGGAAGCAAUGAGACGUACAGCUCUGGGACUGUAUAUCUGCUCAUGUACAGAGAAGUUGAGGAGUUCAUCGAAGAAGAGGACAAAGUGAAGGAGUUCAGAUCCAUACAGACCUGGAAGCGUCCAGGCCUCUUCUGUCUUGGUUUAUUGGGCUGUAGUGUACUUGUCAUUUUCAAAUUUAAACAUUUGCUGACCCACAUGUGGACGGACCCUGUGAUUGUCCAUUGGACAGCUUUUGAAAAUUUAUAUACUUACAAUGAAAAUUGGAUUGACCUAUGAGAAGUGUGGGAUUGGUCAGUCGUGAGUCAACUCUGUCCAAUCAACAGGUGCCCUCGUGGCCAUGCUGAUUUGUUUGCUUGUGUCACCUCCAGCCAGCAGGCAGAGGUGGACGAACAUGGGUGAGUGCAGCUCCAGUGAUGGUAAAGAUAAAAUCAUUGUUGUCAAAUUGUCUUUAAUAGGAAUCAAAUAAACACAAAGACAAAAAGC
Salarias fasciatus (jewelled blenny) is the source of this 2046-nucleotide messenger RNA. RefSeq names its product probable ubiquitin carboxyl-terminal hydrolase 5. The record is from RefSeq and is a predicted model, not a curated record. Gene Ontology annotation, biological process: protein deubiquitination. The transcript has 12 exons. Gene Ontology annotation, cellular component: nucleus; cytosol. Gene Ontology annotation, molecular function: cysteine-type deubiquitinase activity. Lineage: Eukaryota; Metazoa; Chordata; Actinopteri; Blenniiformes; Blenniidae. Bases 682 to 1839 code for a protein of 385 amino acids.